CUUGGCUCUUCAACCUCACUUCAUCCCUCCCUCCAUGCGACCUUCUUCGCUCAUCACCACCUCAUCAUCAGAUUGAGAACCUCAUAAGACCCAAUCACAACAAUCAUGUCCAAAUUCAGCCAAUACCUAGGCGAUCCGCCCGCCAUUGACGGCAAGUCAACUAUAGACUCCAUUGUGAACCAUGGCCAUCAGGAUCUGGUCCAGGCCGUUGCAUUCAACAGCUACGGCGACCGUUGCGCGACUGGGUCCGUCGACGGCAAGAUUCGCGUCUUCAAUAGACACAAAGAUGGCAAGUGGCGCGUUUGCGAUAGCUGGAGUGCCCACGGCGGUGAGAUUCUAGAGCUUCAAUGGCUUCCCCCAACCAUCUACCCGAACCUUCUCGCCUCCCUCGGCAUCGAAGGACGCUUCAAGCUCUGGGCCGAAAACCCCUCAGCCGCCCCCGGUCGUCGCUUUGGCGUCAACCUCACUGGGCACGGCGGGCACCACGGUGGUGCCAACACCCUCUCGUCUCGUCGCGACGUCGGCGGUGGCCUCUCCUCUCUUUCCUCAGGCGACAGCAAACCCACGCCGGCCUUUGACUACCGCAACCCCAAAUCGCCCAUCCGCUCCUUCAGCCUCAAGCACAACGACGACACGCGACACACCUACCUAGCCCUUUUAUCUGUGGACGGCACGCUCGAAGUCCUGGAAAACGAAACACCAGAGAACAUCACCGAGUUCUCCCGCAUCGACCAAUUCACCGUUUGCCCAAAACCCUCCCGAGGUGAGGAGACCUCCUUCCGGGUGCGCUUUGACCCCAACCAGGAUGUGUGUUACACCGCUUUGCGGGCGGGCGUGCCCACGGAUGCGCUGGGACUGGUGGUGGCGGCUAUGGAUUCGGUCAAGGUGUACAGGACUAGAGACACGGUCAGCGCCAGCUUGGGCGUAGCCACGGCUGCGAAGGAGUUUUAUCUCGCUGCGGAGAUCAGUCCGAAGGAUCCAGUUGCGGGGCAUAGAGGGCUGGUGAGAGACGUGGCGUGGGCGCCGGGGAAUAUCAGGGGGUAUGAUAUCGUGGCGACGGCGUGUCAGGAUGGGUAUGUGAGGGUCUUUGGACUGUCGACGCCGGCGCUGCAGAUGCAAGCACAAGGGAUGGAGGGAACCAGGGGAUGGGGAGUGGGGGAGAUGAGGAAGCAUCAGGAGGGGAGGAGAGAAGAAGGCGGUGGUGGUGGUGGGACUGCUGCGGCUAGAGCUUUGGCGGGCUCGGCGGCGCAGCAUGGCGGUGGGCAGGAUGCCCAUUUGAAGUCGGGGAUUAGAGCUGGGUUGGCGGAUCAGUCGAGGUUGAGUGGGACCGCGGGAGAUAGGUUGAGGUUGGGUGGGCAACAGCAGCCGGGCCAGGUUAGACAUGUGGUCACGGAAGUUGCGAGGCUUGAUAGCCAUCGGACGCCGGUGUGGAGGGUGGGGUUUGAUGAUGACGGGCAGAUUUUGGGUAGCGUGGGUGACGAGGGUAAGUUGAUGUGCUAUCGACAGACACCGGAUGGGUCGUGGGCAAAGAGCGCAGAGUUGGCGAUGGUGAAGAUGAGGAUGGCUGCGCCGUAAGGGGUGGCUAGGCUCUUUUCAUAACUACCUCUAUCGAUGUUGUCGUUCUGAUAUCCGCUGCCUACAUCCUGUCUCGGCCCAGCAUCGUAUCAUUUCGUGUAUUCGAAUUCCCGGACAUUACUAGGAGAGUGUGGCCGGAUGGUAUUCCUUCCUUGGCAAGCGGCUGCGGCUGGAAGCCCCUUCCGUCCAACUUGUUGACUUUUUAGUGCAACUGAAGUGUUUGGAUUUGUUCAAUCGCGUUGGGAAGGAGUGAUCUUGGUGGCGGAAAAGAUAGUCCCCCGGUGACUUUGACAGCCAAGUCGAACUUCUGAAUCCCAACAACAAUAGGCAUCCAGAUUAGGUGGUCAUCAGCAUUACCGUCGUCCAGGCAUACCUCUAUAUACAGUCACCACUACAUUUACCGUCAGGUCAACUAUUAGCUAUCACCAUGUCAGCUAUGAGUC
This is a messenger RNA of Neurospora crassa OR74A, 2018 nucleotides long. RefSeq lists its product as hypothetical. The transcript is spliced from 2 exons. Bases 106 to 1575 code for a protein of 489 amino acids. NCBI's taxonomy places the organism in Eukaryota, Fungi, Ascomycota, Sordariomycetes, Sordariales, Sordariaceae. Gene Ontology annotation, cellular component: nuclear pore outer ring; Seh1-associated complex. The record is from RefSeq and is a predicted model, not a curated record. Gene Ontology annotation, biological process: cellular response to amino acid starvation; positive regulation of TORC1 signaling. Gene Ontology annotation, molecular function: protein binding; structural molecule activity.